AUGGCUAACGAUAAUAGUGAAUUAGCGGCAUUCGUUCUACGCCGUGRUCAGAUAAAAGGGCAGCUUACUCGGUUUCAAACAUUUCUGGAAGACCCAAAGUCCAACGUUGCUACGCAAUUAAGAUUACGUGCUGAAAAGAUACGUGAAGCAUGGAGUGAAUUUGAUGCCAUACAAAAUAAUAUUGAGAUAUUAGACGUUAGUAAUGAACAGGUACAAUAUAGGUCCGCAUUUGAAAACCUAUACUAUGACUUAAUGUCAGAAGUCGACGAUAGAUUAUCGAAAAGCAACGCGCUUGCGCAAAAUCGACAACAAAUACAGGGUGAUCAAAGUGAAGUCACAAAUAGUCAUAAUUCUCCAUUAAUAAAACUUAAACCGUUAGAAAUUCCUACAUUUACGGGAAAAUUCGACGAUUGGGUUACGUUUCAAGACAUAUUCUGCGCAUUGGUACAUACAAAUAAAUCAAUAACAGAUAUUCAGAAAUUUUGUUAUUUAAGAAAUGCACUAGAAGGCGAAGCUAGUUCAUUAAUUAAAAAUUUAGAAACGUCGUCAUCGAAUUAUGAAAUUGCAUGGAAAAUAGUCACAACGAGAUACAAUAAUACUCGUAUGUUGAUUCAAACACACACGAAGCGCAUUUUCGACCUAGAGCCUAUUAAUAAAGAAUCGGGCAUUAAGUUAAAACAAUUAACUGAUUCGCUAAAUGCACAUAUACAAGCAUUAAAAGCUUUAAAGCAUGACCCACACAACUGGGGUGCAUUACUGCUACACGUUAUAUACACGAAACUUGACACAAAUUCAAUACGUCAAUGGGAAGCCGAAGUGUCAAAAGAUGAGUUACCGAGUGUACAAUUAAUGAUGGGAUUCCUGGGUAAAAGGAGUCAAAUGUUAGAGUCUGUAGAAAAUGCAAAAUUAUUAACAUUUAAGCAAAAUGAACCAAAUUGGUCGUCAAAUAAAAUCGCAAAAUUUGGAGCUUCGAGAAAAGGUGCAUCGUCAUUUUUGUCAACGUAUAAAAUGAAAUGUUAUAUGUGUCAGCAACCGCACCCAAUAUAUAAAUGUACUGCAUUUCUGGCACUUGAUAUAGCGUCUAGAGUAAGCAAAGUCAAUGAAUUGAAAAUUUGCAGUAAUUGCUUAAAGAAAACUGACCAUCAAGUAAAACAAUGUCCCGCGAGGAAAUGUGUAAAAUGUCGAAAACCACAUAAUUUACUAUUACACCAUGAUAAAGAACCAAGUUCCGACGAAGGAAGUGCACAAGGUAACGUGUCAAACGAUGGGCUAGUAGUUGCGCAUACCGCGGAUGCCGGCGAAAUUGACAAUCAAGUGCUGUUGGCGACGGCAAUAAUAAAGGUAUCAAGUCCCGCYGGUAAUCAUAUACACGGCCGGGCAUUACUUGAUAAUGGGUCUCAAAGUAAUUUUAUUACGAAUAAUUUGGUACUUAAACUCGGUCUGAAGCGUCAUAAAGUAAAUAUACCGAUAUGCGGAAUAAGUGAGUCAAAAAAUAAUAUAAGGUAUAAGGUAACAGCUGUCGUGCAAUCAUUAAAUAGUUCGUAUGUAACGACAAUCGAGUUUUUAGUGUUAUCAAAAAUAACAGGUUCCUUACCACACACACCAACACGUACCGUGAGCAUUCCCGAUAACGUUAAUAUUGCAGAUCCGUUAUUCAAUUGUCCGGGCAACAUCGACGUUCUUAUCGGAGGUGAUACCUAUUGGGAUAUAAUGUGCGAUGAGAAAUUAAAAACCAAAGACGGUCCGUAUUUGCAAAAAACGUUAUUAGGAUGGGUAGUCGUAGAACCCGACACAAGCAAAUUGACUCAUAACUUGGUGUCGCGCUGGCAAAAAGUUCAAAGCAUUGCCCAGCAAAUUUGGAGGCGUUGGAGUAUUGAAUACCUGAGUCAACUUCAGGAACGUAAUAAGUGGGACAAGUCUCGUGGUCCCCCGAUAAAAGUGGGCUCAAUGGUAAUAAUAAAAGAUACCAAUUUACCUCCACUACGAUGGAACCUAGGGCGUGUGGUCGACAUAUUUCCGGGCAAGGAUGGUGUGGUGCGAGUUGCAAUGGUCAAUACAGCGAGUGGCCAAAAGAAGAGAGCGGUGAGAUUGUUGUGUCCAUUGCCAAUCCAAGACAAUGACGAAUUAGGGCCAAACUAA
Molecule: messenger RNA, 2139 nt
Organism: Diuraphis noxia (Russian wheat aphid)
Lineage: Eukaryota; Metazoa; Arthropoda; Insecta; Hemiptera; Aphididae
Source: RefSeq, a predicted model, not a curated record